Molecule: messenger RNA, 4012 nt
Organism: Astyanax mexicanus (Mexican tetra)
Lineage: Eukaryota; Metazoa; Chordata; Actinopteri; Characiformes; Acestrorhamphidae
Gene: gprc5c
Product: G protein-coupled receptor, class C, group 5, member C
Exons: 5
Coding region: 103-1431 (442 amino acids)
Biological process (GO): G protein-coupled receptor signaling pathway
Cellular component (GO): extracellular exosome; intracellular membrane-bounded organelle; signaling receptor complex
Molecular function (GO): protein kinase activator activity; G protein-coupled receptor activity
Source: RefSeq, a predicted model, not a curated record
AGCAGAUUCUCCCCCGCGGAUCGGACUCGGAGUGGGGGCCGCUGAUCGGAGCGGGACCGCGGUAAAUUACCUCACAGCAGCGACAACACGGAGAUUACAAACAUGGAUGGUCUCCCCCAGAGAUUGCGGACCCUCCUCCUGCCACUGGCGGUGCCAGUUUUCUCGAUGUUGGACACUACUGUGGUCAGUGCAGCCCCUCAGGGUUGCGGCUCAAAUGUGAGCUCUCUGUACUAUAACCUGUGUGACCUUAGCGUGGUCUGGGGCAUCGUACUGGAAGCGUUCGCCUCUGCCGGAGCGCUGGCCUGCCUGAUCCUACUGAUGGUGCUGCUGGCCAGCUUGCCAUUUGUGGCGGAUCGAAAGCGGCGAAGUAUGGUAGGGUUGGACACCUUCUUUUUGAUCUGUACCCUUGGAUUGUUCGGCCUGACGUUCGCCUUCAUCGUGGGGAAGGACUUCGCCACAUGCGCCUCGCGCCGCUACCUGUUCGGCGUGCUUUUCGCCGGCUGCUUUUCGUGCCUUCUUGUAAAGGCAGUGAACCUAAACCUACUGUCCAGAAGAGACUCUGGACCAAGCGGAUGGCUGCUGUGUCUUGGAGCAUUGGCGUUCUGGUUGGUAGAGGUGGUCAUCAACACGGAAUGGUUGAUUAUCACUAUAGUGCGGUACCCCAUCACUUCCGUUCCCCUCGGUAACUCCACCGUCAUGCCCGUGCCCUGCAACAUCGCCAACCAGGACUUCGUCAUGGCUCUGAUCUACGUGCUGACCCUGCUCCUGGCCGUCAUCAUGGCAUCCCUUCCAAUUCUGUGCGGCAAGCACAAGCGUUGGCACAAGGACAGCAUCUUUAUCUUGCUGAUUGGGCUGCUGUCUGCUGGGAUCUGGGUGGCUUGGAUCGUCAUGUACACCUACGGCAACACCAAAUACGGUGGCCCAACCUGGGACGACCCUACUCUGGCUAUAGCGCUGGUGGCCAGCGCCUGGGUGUUCGUGCUGCUCUACACAAUACCGGAGCUGUGCUUCCUGACCGAGGAGGAUGAGGCGGAAUCAAGUUUCGGAGAAGACCUGUACCCAAGCCGGGGUUACGAAACCAUCCUGAAGGAGCAGAGCUCCCAGAAUAUAUUUGUGGAGAAUAAGGCCUUCUCCAUGGACGAACCCAACCCAGCAGCUAAUAAGCCGGUGUCUCCAUACAGUAACUACAACGGUCAGCUCCGCAGCUCUGUGUACCAGCCCACCGAGCUCGCCCUCAUCACCAAGGGGUUAGGAAGUCAGCUGGACGUGUCGUAUGAAACGGCGAUCCCGCGAGCCUCCCUCGGCUCCCCCCACCACCAGAGCAGCGGCGGCAGCAGCAGCCCCUCCCCUCGACCCGACGACUCGCCGCACGGACAGAACCGAGCCACCAACGGUAAUGGACUACACUGGAAGCCUCAGUGGUCAGGCUAGCCACGCCCCCCUGCUUUGAUAUCGUUUCCUCAACAAACUUUUGAUAUGGUUCUGUUUGCCCGCGGAUCGUUUCUCCUCCAGAGAGAUUUAUAGCCUUAAUCUUGGAGUGCCUGGGUGCCCGCUUUGCCUAUUAAAGAGACGGCGCACUGGGACUUCCCUCACAGCCCACGCCCUCACUCAACAGGAAAAUCUACACCGACAAUCAGACGAGACCUGACCUGCAGCCGGACACGCGACGUGGACCACGCUAACCCAGUAUCUACCGGUUGCGUGAGCUACGGUAAUCCUGUGCAUUUACAUGUACCGCAGAGAGAUGAUGGACCAGUGGAACUUUGAUGCUUUGAUGAUGAUGAUGAUGGCGUUUGAUCAAUCAGUGCGUUAUCGGACGCUCUACGCCAGCGCUGCCAACAGGCCGACUGACUCUGACUGCUGUACUGGGCUGGUUCAGCCAGCUGCUGCGUUCACAUUACCAAACCGAAGUGACUCAAAUCGGAUUAUUUACAGGACUGUGUGUGUGCAUGACUAUUCAGACUAUUCUGAUCUUUUCAGGCUUAAAUGUUCAGACUGCAGGCAAGUUGGAUUUGUUCUUAGAUCAGAUCUGUGAUCUUGUGAUUCAGUCGGAUUUGCCUGUCUUGACAUCACACACAUAUCUGUUUAUGUGGGUUGCUGUGGUAUGGAGGUCUGCACUCUACUGGGAUUACCACAAUUCCAUCACUCUGGAUUUGAUGAGGAUGUCGUUUGUCGUGUUGAGAUUGACGCAAAAUGUCCAAAUCUGAUUUAUAAUCACAUUUCAAUUUACCUUCAAAUAUGGUUUAGAUAUGAUUUGCAAAUAUCAGAUUUGACUGUCCACACAAUCAAAAAUCAGUCUGGAUACAAUCUAUGUUAAGGCUGCAACUAAGGCUUAUUUUGGUAGUCGACUAAGCUUUUGAUUAUUUUUACAUUUAGUCGAUUAAUCAACUAUUAUUUAUGCCACGUCCUCCAUCUCUACUUCAUGUGGGUGUGGCUGAUGUUACGAUGCAUGUUUAACUGAACAUUGGUAAAAAAUCUGAAUCAGGCUUGUGGUGUGAAUGUGGCCUUUAUGUGUGCUCCUAAAUCAGACACAUGUCUGAGGGUGCUUUCACACCUGUAACUUGAUUUCUCUGGUCUGAAUCAGUUGAUGAGUUUAAUUGGUGCUUUUCCCCCAUCGGUUUGGUUUGUUUUCACACAGGCACAAACCUAAAUGCACCAACAUGCACCCCAAUCUGAAUGAGUCAGAUUACUGAUUUCACACUUGCUGAAACGAACCGCACCAAGAGUACAAACCAACCAGAGUCCAAUUCGAUUUAAUGUGUCUUAUUUAUUAUUUUAUUUGCUUUACUUUAUGAAUGCUUAAUUGUUUUAGUGCUGUUGUUGUAAGCGGCACAUAAUAUGCAUUAACACAUCAAUAUGUGCAUGAUCGUGCCAUUUCAGGGAUAGAUUUUUCACCUUACAGAACAAUACAGAAUAUAAUCACUUACUGUACAUUUAUUAAUGUAAUCUGAUCUAAGCAAACAAACAGCAGAAACAGUUCAGAAUGGGAUUUAAAUGCCUUUUAAAUGUGGAAUUUAGUGAAUAAACGUGUAAUCUGUUGCGUUUGGGCACUUUUGGAGGCUGGAGAACUGUUUCUCUCUCCAGCACUUUCUGUAGUGCAGUGCACUAACUGUUAUAAAUGUGGACAGUCAAGAUAGCCAAAUCCGAUUUGAGUAAAAAAUCUGAAUUAUCAGAUUAAUGAGGUUUAUGAAUUGUGAUUCCCUGAAAUUAUAUUAUUAUUUUGCACAGUUUUGCGCAGAAAUUUUCAGUUACAGCUGAAUUUACGCUUUUAAUCCCAGAAAAACAAACACUCUUAUUUACCUUUUAUAAAGCCAUUUAAAUGCCUGAUUAAAGGAGCUGACUCAGCUCUUGAUUGGUCCGGACCUGAGACAGUGGGCAGGUGGGGGCGGGGCUGGUGAUGUCAUCGGCCCUGCAUUGUUUAAUAGCACGAUAUAUAUAUCGUUGAAAAAAGAACUGAACAUGGUAUUGGGUAUUGGGAGCCUCUUGUCUGUUUUUAGUGUUAGGAUAACUCUGACGUCUUUUUGUCACUGUUUUUUGGCUGAAUAUUACUGGUUGCCAAAUAUUUUCAGUUGCCAAAUAUUCUGAGCAUUUCUACUUCUCUAAUGUGAGCGCACCUGUAAACAGCAACAUGUCGGUUAAAGUGAAAGUGCAUGUAAGCAUGCACCAGCCUGGAGUUUGCACUUAUAUAAGAGCUAGCCUGCAGCGUCAGUCAUUUCUGCACCAUAACGAAGCUUCCUCCUGCUGUAUCAUAGCGAGUGUCUGAUUAUUUAAUUUCAUGUCGGUCUUUCAUCGUUAUCCUGAAGUUAAAGUGUGUUCAGUAUUGAAACACAUUUUUCAAGCCUUACCGUUCCUCUCCUCAUAAACACACCCAGCACAUCCACUCCGCACAUAUAUAUAUAUAUUUACGCUUCUAAUUCUGUGUAAUUCAGCUGAUAAACUGAUGACUGAAUGAUUCAUGGUUUCAAAUAUUGUAUAUUAUUUACAAAAUAAAUAUCUUAUUAUAAUCUCAUAA